This is a messenger RNA of Bactrocera dorsalis (oriental fruit fly), 1129 nucleotides long. RefSeq names its product trypsin. NCBI's taxonomy places the organism in Eukaryota, Metazoa, Arthropoda, Insecta, Diptera, Tephritidae. The transcript has a single exon. Gene Ontology annotation, biological process: proteolysis. Gene Ontology annotation, molecular function: serine-type endopeptidase activity. The coding region runs from base 189 to 896 and encodes 235 amino acids. The record is from RefSeq and is a predicted model, not a curated record.
UUAUCAGUUCAUUAACUUGCUUUUAUUUUUUAGACUUUUGUCGUGACUGUUACGCUAAUGAAACUAUUACUAAAUCAUUGCUAUUAACUGUUUCAAAAUUAUAUAAGUUAAUGCCUACAAGAAGAGAAACAGUUUAGCUGCGAAAGCUAAUAAUUGUCAGAGGUGGACUUAAAACAGUGUUUAUAAAGAUGUUUACUUCGUUAGUUUGUCGUUUGUUGCUGGUGAUUUCAGCGUUCGCCACUAAUACGUACGCCGAUGGAAUUGAAGGUGGCGUAGCCACUACAAUUAAGGCACACCCUUAUCUCGUCUCCAUACAGGGAACCGAUGGCACACGCGUCUGCGUUGGCGCUCUAAUCAGUUCCAAUAUUGUGGUUACUGCUGCACAGUGUUUGACUUUCUACGAUAGUUCCCAAUUGGUCGUGGCCGUCAAUAACGGUGGUCGAGUAGUAAAAAUUGCCGCCAGUACUUUCGAUAUAAAAUUCGAUCCAGAAACUAAUGCCUAUGAUGUGGCCCUUCUGAAGUUGGCAGAGUCCGUGAAUUUAGGUACUAUUAAUGUAGCGAGCAAAUUGCCGAGUACAGGUACUAGUGGCGUAGUCAGCGGUUGGGAUGCAAACAAUAACUUGGUAGACAUAACUGUGAGUGUCAUAAGCCGCAAGGAUUGCGUGUCUGGAAAGUACCGUUAUAGCAAGGACGAUGUAUUGAAGAGUAUGGUUUGCGGCCUGGCUAAGAGUAGCAAUGCUUGUGGCGCAGUAGGCGGUAGUCCUUUGGUUGUAAACAAUGAAUUGGUCGGUUUGGCUUCUUGGGGUAACGGCUGUGGUAACAAAGGUAAUCCAGCUAUUUAUACUGAUAUACCAUCUGUAAAAUCAUGGAUUACAAAAACUGCUAAGACAUUGUAAAAUCGUCUGCUAUGUAUACGGCCUAUAUACCUACACGAAAUCAGAAAAGUGUUGCCUCGAUGAGUUCAGUUCUAAAUUCUUUGAAGGUAGCCUUAAUCUUAUCUAUUGUCAAUCAAGAAAACUAAAUUAGCAACAAUGUUUAUUUUAAAAUAUUAAUUAAUCAGUAAAGAAAUAUGUCAAAUAAUGGAAUAAUAAAAUAUAUAUAUAUUCAAUUUAUCAACAUCAAAAGUAAA